AACACGACUUGCAGUGCGGAUGAUGUGCAGGUCCGCAGUGCAAAUGCGGGGUGGACGUGGGGUAAGUGCUAGAGUCGGGGCUAAUGUGGACCAAGGUUUCGCACGUUAGGUUAGGGUCUGCAAGCACGAACACGACGUGGAAGUCUCGUAGGUAAUGUCUUUGACAGGAGUGGAGAAUACGUCAGAGUUGGAAGUUCUCCCCAUCCGGUGUCCGAGGGACAUCUCAGGGUCCUUCAGCCUCAAAGCUGUCACAAAAAAAAGUUCAAGUAUGAACUCUACGGCCUUGUGAACUCUACUAUACACUCUUUUGCUGUCCAUCAUGGAGUCUCUCAGCUUUCCGGUCGACUUGUCAGAUUUACAGACAAAGUUGAACCCACUAUUUCAGUCAAUCCUUGCAUUGCCAGCAGUUCAAAGUGCCAAGCCGUCAAGCACUGCUGAUGGUGUUGCCGUUCUUCUUUUACUCCUUUCUGCUCUCGGCUACCUCACACAUGGCCGAGUUUGGGACAGGCCAGAUCCCCACCAUGGCAUCUGGUUCGAAAGGCCGCAGUUAGCAGACGGCGCAUCAAGCGGCAGAGUGGCUGCCACUCGAGAUGUUGCCCAGAAGCUCACUGAGGGUGACUACCACUGCGUCAUUUUUUGGGGCUCUCAAUCUGGCACCUCAGAACGGUUUGCAGAGACACUUGGACGCGAAUGUCUGUCACACUUUGGUAUCAGCGCACUUGUGGCGGACAUUUCAGACUACGAUUCCGAGAGCAUUUCCAAAAUUCAGUCGAAACACCUCGCCAUCUUCAUUCUCAGCACAUACGGAGAGGGUGAUCCCAGUGACAACACAGCUGGACUGUGGGACUGGAUCAAGCAGGUGAAGGACAAGAAGACUAGGGUAGAGAACUUGCGAUACCUUGCGUUCGGUCUCGGAAACAGCAACUACAAGUACUACAACCGUGUACUUGACGUUGUUGCCGACGCGCUCGACAAUGCUGGAGCCAACGCUCUCAUGCCCCGGCAGAAGGCGGAUGAUGCCAACGGUGGCACAGAAGAGGAUUUCCAAGUGUGGAAGGACGAUCUUUUUGCCCUAUUCCGCAAGCUUGGCUUCGAGCAGAAGACCGUGGAGUACCAGCCAACGAUUGAGCUCACCUUCAGCGGCGAGACAAACAGCGAGGACUCGAAUCCUGCGACAUCGCUGAUCCACCAGCAAACCUCGACACAAUCCGCCAUCGUACCAUUGACCAUCAAGAGCGCUCAUGAGUUGUUCGCUGCGGGAGACCGAAACUGCAUACACAUGGAGCUUGACCUCGGGAACCAGGACAUCGUGUACAAGACUGGAGACCACAUCGGUAUUUGGCCAUGCAACCCAGAGGAGGAGAUCAAGAGGCUGUUGAAUGUACUCGGAGCGCAAGCAAGGAUGCACGAGUACUUUAGCGUCAAGAGUGACAACGACUCGGUUAAGCCAAAAGUCCCGUCGCUAACGACUCUUGAAGCAGCAUUCCGCUAUCACCUCGAGAUCUGUGCCCCGGUUGCGCGCAAGACGGUGCAGGAGAUCGCUCAGUUCGCACCAACGCCCGAGGCCAAGGCAAAACUUCUCGAGAUUGGACAGAACCGCGAACGCUAUGAGCAACUUACCUCAAACACACACAUCACACUCGCUCGACUCUUGCAACUCGCCAGUCCAACCGAGCAGUGGACAUCACUGCCCCUGGCUUUUGUCAUCGAGAAUCUGUUGCCACUGCAGCCGCGUUACUACUCCAUCUCAUCCAGCUCCGUUAUCGCUCCUCGUCGCAUCGCUAUUACUGCCCUGGUCGUCAACAAGACUAUCGGUGACAAAUCGACAUCGACAAUCCACGGCCUGACCUCGAACUAUCUCCUCUCCGCUUCUGAUGUUACAUCCAACGCCACUGUCCCCACACCAUCGUAUCAGCGAAUGAAUCAGGGCCAGAGACUGCAAGGCUCCAAGGUUCUAGCCCAUGUGCGCAAAUCAAAGUUCAAGCUACCGAUCACAUCCUCAACACCACUCGUUCUCAUUAGUGCAGGCACUGGCUUUGCGCCCUUCCGCGCUUUCCUGCAAGAACGUACGAAGCUCCAUGUGAUCGGCAAGCCUGUUGGCAAGAUUCUCCUCUUCUUUGGCUGCCGCAACAAGGACGACUUCAUCUACCAAGAAGAGCUAAACAAGAUCCAGGGCGAGCUUGGAUACAAGCUCAAGAUUGUCACUGCGUUCUCAAGAGAUGGACCGAAGACCUACGUGCAAGAUCGCGUUGGCGAAUAUGCUGCUGAAGUUCUGGAGCUUCUAGAUGCUGGCGCGAACAUGUACAUUUGCGGUAAGGCAAGCAUGGCGCGAGAGGUCGACAUGAAGAUGGAAGACGCCGUAAGCAAGGCGAAGAGUCUUGGUGAGACUGAAGUCAAGGCAUGGGCUGACAGUCUGAAGAAGAGAGGAAAGUGGAAAGCUGACGUUUGGGGUUGAUUGCUUAUUGUGUCAGGACAAAUAGACUUUA
Macroventuria anomochaeta is the source of this 2486-nucleotide messenger RNA. Its product is annotated as cytochrome P450 reductase 2. Bases 320 to 2455 code for a protein of 711 amino acids. NCBI's taxonomy places the organism in Eukaryota, Fungi, Ascomycota, Dothideomycetes, Pleosporales, Didymellaceae. Gene Ontology annotation, molecular function: FMN binding; flavin adenine dinucleotide binding; NADPH-hemoprotein reductase activity. The transcript has a single exon. The record is from RefSeq and is a predicted model, not a curated record. Gene Ontology annotation, cellular component: cytosol.